Messenger RNA from Desarmillaria tabescens, 1516 nucleotides. RefSeq lists its product as uncharacterized. The record is from RefSeq and is a predicted model, not a curated record. The coding region runs from base 1 to 1146 and encodes 381 amino acids. Gene Ontology annotation, biological process: carbohydrate metabolic process. NCBI's taxonomy places the organism in Eukaryota, Fungi, Basidiomycota, Agaricomycetes, Agaricales, Physalacriaceae. The transcript is spliced from 8 exons.
AUGUUCCGUAGGAAUUAUGGAUACGCUGCGGCUCGGGCUUACGCCAUUUAUCAAGACCAAGACUUCCUCGAUCUGGCCGUGAUAUCAUGGACUUCUGCGAGGCGAUUCACAUUAUCUCAGGAGCAAAUUGCUUCGGGCACCACAUAUGUUAAGGAAUUCAAUCUCUCAACCUCGUGUCAAGGCGCGACGAUGGCGGGUGGCACUUAUUACAUUACUGGUCCCACUGACCCAAUCAUCUCCAAUAUGGCUACUGGAUUUUUUCUUGUCGUUUCAGCUCUAUUGGCAGAAGUAACAUCUAACCAGACGUAUCUUGAUGCUGCCGUCGAGUCAGCAAAUUUCGUACAGUCGCAUCUUCUCACUCCGUCCGGCGAUGUAAAGCAAUAUAUAUUGUCGGAUUUAAAUAGCUCUUGCACGACAUCUCCAAGGGUAGACGCUCCCAGUACCGGGAUCUUCGUUGAAGGAUUGGUCACUCUAGCGUAUAUCACGCGUAACGUGUCAACUGAAGCCUUAUUACGCAGGACUAUUUUUGCCGUUGCAACUGGUACAUUAUGGCAAGGAUUGGACGGAAUCAUUUCUACUACGGACACUGGAGGGCAUUACAUCGUAUGGGCCUUGACGGCGUUAUAUGAGCGCAAUAAAACAGCCUCAGAUCUUCGCGAGUACAUCAAGGAAUACAUUGGCGUGCAGUAUAAUGCCGUCAUUGAGCAUGCCACCUCAGGCGGGUCCAACAUAUACGGAUCACCCUGGACAGGACCGCCAAGCACGUCAUUCUCCAGUGAUAACCAGACUGUAGCAAUAAGCUCGCUGCUCAGCGCAAUACAGCUUGUAAAUGACCAGGCGUCGUCGAAAUCGAGUGAUAACCCCACUUCAAGUGCUGUCCCUAGCUCAAGUGCAAGCACAUCCCCGUUGCCAACAAAGAACUCGACUGGAGUGAUAGUCGGCAGUGUUGUGGGUGGACUGGCAGUUGUUGUGAUUAUAAUUGUGGGCAUCCUUCUCCUGCGUAGAAAGCAUCGUCGAAAAGGCGACGGACCAUUUUGCUGUGGACAACUCUUCCCCACGAAUGCUUACACCAUUCAUGGCUACAUCAAUUCCUGUUUCUUCGGAGAUAUCAGCGGAGCAUCAUAUGAACCAGGCGAAACAUGCUAGAUGUCCCUGGGGUUACGAAUACAGGAGAGUCCCCUUCAUCCUCAGUUGCAGUGGAGACAGACACGGCGGGGAGAAGUGUGAAUGUACAGAUCGAGUUGACGACUCCACUCGGGGCUGCCGCGAGUUUGCCAAAUCCGGUGCACGCCGAGAGAAGAGAGGAUAUGCCUACACAGGAGCUGUUGAGGUUGCUCAAUGAACGACUGCAGCCGGGUCGACAGAAUGACUUGGAUGAUGAGCUACCGCCAGAGUAUCAAGAAAACCAGACUAUGUGAAUGGGAUUAUACUCUACCGGCUUCACAUUCUCGUCUGCAAAAUUUAUCUGUUUGAAUGUUGUGAUUGCUGCAUAGAAGUGUCAAAGAUAUUACCUUUC